AUGGCCUCUUCUACGCCCGACCGUCCAUUCCUCGACCACAUCGUCUUCCUCCUCCCGCCUCAAAUCCUAGCUUCCCUCCCUACAUGGCUCUCAUCUGAAUUCACCAUUCUGAACGGCGGCCGCCACGCUGACGGCCGAACUGAGAACAAGCUCGUCAUAUUCGCAGACGGAGCUUAUCUCGAACUCAUCUCGUUCGUUGAAGGCAUCGGCCAGGAAGACCGGCUCAAGCACCCUUGGGGUUCUAAGCCCGACGGCACACUCGUGGACUGGGCCUUGUCUCUUGCAGAAGAGUCCAGCUUUUCCGCUAUUCAAGAGCGCGUGCGCGCUUCACAGUCUGUUGUGUCCUACAACGACCCUGUUCCGGGCGGACGGAUUAGGCCGGAUGGCGAGGAGCUGAAAUGGGCUGUUGCGCAGAUCAAGCCCGAGGGAAAGGUAGAAAGGGGCGAGUUGCCUUUCUGGUGUCUCGAUCGGACGCCCCGUUCGUUGCGGGUGCCAAACCAUGUUCCAGAUAACAUCAAGCAUCCUAGUGGCGCCCUUGGCAUCCACUCUGUUGAAGUCGACGUGAGCAGCGAGGAGUUGAAGAAGGCGUAUGCUGGAAUUAUCAACCGGCCUGGCGAAGGAGAAAAUGGGGGACAGUGGACGGUUGACGUGUUGGUUCGCCAAUUUGAGGAUCCUCGAUACAUCAAGGUCCAGACCGUGGCUGGCGAGAAGUCGAAGCAGUCCAUCCGUCUGGCCCUGUAUACUGCUGUAGGCACGUCAAGGCGAUCCAUCAGCGGUGACCUGGGGGGCGGUAUCUCUAUUACGAUCGACCUCAUUCCGGUUUCUGGUGAAUCUGCAUGA
Messenger RNA from Colletotrichum truncatum, 840 nucleotides. RefSeq lists its product as uncharacterized. NCBI's taxonomy places the organism in Eukaryota, Fungi, Ascomycota, Sordariomycetes, Glomerellales, Glomerellaceae. The record is from RefSeq and is a predicted model, not a curated record.